UCCGUGGACAGGGAGCCUUACAGGAGUCGGUUGGAUAAAGGCGAUCGCGCUUUAACAGGGAAGCAUUGGAGUAACCAUAGCGUUGUUCAGCUCGGUCUUAUAUGACUGUAGGGGUUCUGUUUUGUCAAAAAAAGAAGUUAAUAACUACAGCAACCCCUGCUGCGUGGAUUAGAGAGGUGCGUGUAUCGUGCACACUUCGAUCGGAUAAAAUUGUUUGAUUGGUGCCUGUAAAACUUCAGCUCGUUUUCGGAGGACCCUUUCAUCUUUCUUAUACACACCGUAGAGGAGACACCGGUGACCGUAGUCUGGACUUUGGAUAAGAUAUCUGGAGGAAGCAUCAGUUCCUGUACCUUUACACACAGGAGCUUUAUAUCCCCUUGCCUUCCGACUGUUUACAAGAGGCCAGAAGUGGAGAAGCUCAGUUGAAGGACUCUUGGCUGUCACACGUCUGAAUCAAUGCCAAAUCCUUGUCCUCCUCAGACAGCCUAGCAAAGGUGCAGGAGGUAGCAAGCUGGCUUUUGGAAAUGAACCAGGAUCUGCUGUCGGGGGGCAGCGGCAGCAGGGCGGCCCAGCAGCAGAGUCAAAGGCCGGGGGCAGCGGGGGCAGGUAACAGCACCUCCGGCGGCCACACACCCCAGCCCCAGGCGGAGCUUAUGAACCAGGAGGAGCAGGAGGCACAGGAACCGAGGAGGGUGCCAGCCGGGGAGGAGGAGGAGGAGGGCGGAAGCGAGCAGCCGAGAGAGGAGGAGGAGCCGUGGCCGUCCGGAGGCGAGCCGGUUGUGGAGCGGCACAGGAGCGAGGUGAACGGAGGAGAGAAGGGAGCGCAGUGGAUGUGGGAGCAGGAGCAGAGACGGCGGCGAAGACGGCAUUGUGGGGAGGAGGACAACGAGGAGGAGGAGGAGAAUAAUAACAGUGGAAGGGAAGGGGCGGGACUUCGUUCUGAGGAAGAUGACGACCGGCCGGAGGAUGGGGAGGAGGAGGAAAUGGACCAGGACAGUGAUGAGUUUGAGCAUUCAGAUGAUAGUGGGAGGGAAGAGGAGGAGGAGGAGGACCCUGAAGAGGAGGAGGAAGGUGAGGAAGGCCUCCACUCGCCCUCCCUCAGGACCAGUGUUUCGGACCUUAAUGACAAUACGGACCAGUCUUCUGGACGACAGCACCAAAGCAAAAGGGACACGAUGAAGAGAAAGUUGGACCAUGGGCCCGAGGUUCGACCUUUCCCUUCAGGAAAAAAACCAUGUCCAAGCCCUACAGGACUGCCACACCCAGCCACGCCCACUACGUUUGGGGUCUUGCGAGCAGCCAAUGGGCAGGGUCAACAGAGGCGGCGUAUCACAUCCAUCCAGCCCCCCGCAGGUCUUCAGGAGUGGCUCCGCACCUUUCAGAGCUGGAGUGGACCGGAGAAGCUGCUUGCGCUGGAUGAGUUGAUUGACAGCUGUGAGCCCACGCAGGUCAAACACAUGAUGCAGGUGAUCGAACCACAGUUUCAGAGAGACUUCAUCUCACUGCUGCCCAAAGAGUUGGCCUUACACGUGUUAUCGUUUCUGGAGCCAAAGGAUUUGCUUCAGGCAGCUCAGACGUGCCGUAACUGGCGCAUUCUAGCAGAAGACAACUUGCUCUGGCGGGAGAAGUGCAAGGAAGAAGGUAUCGAUGAGCCUUUGCACAUAAAGAGAAGAAAAGUUAUCAAGCCAGGGUUCACACACAGUCCCUGGAAGAGUGCCUACAUCAGACAACACAGAAUAGACACCAACUGGCGAAGAGGGGACCUCAAAUCACCCAAGGUGUUGAAAGGCCAUGAUGACCAUGUCAUCACCUGCCUGCAGUUCUGUGGAAACCGCAUAGUGAGCGGCUCUGAUGACAACACACUCAAAGUGUGGUCUGCGGUCACGGGCAAGUGUUUGCGGACGUUAGUGGGCCACACGGGUGGCGUCUGGUCCUCUCAGAUGAGAGAUAACAUCAUCAUCAGCGGCUCUACAGACCGAACGCUGAAGGUCUGGAACGCAGAGACGGGAGAAUGUAUUCACACGCUGUACGGUCAUACCUCAACAGUGCGCUGUAUGCACUUGCAUGAGAAAAGGGUUGUGAGUGGUUCUAGGGACGCCACACUUCGGGUUUGGGACAUUGAGACGGGUCAGUGUUUGCACGUUCUCAUGGGUCACGUGGCGGCCGUGCGCUGCGUGCAGUAUGACGGCCGCAGGGUUGUCAGUGGGGCCUAUGACUUUAUGGUGAAAGUUUGGGACCCUGAAACCGAGACCUGCUUGCACACACUCCAGGGUCACACCAAUAGAGUCUACUCCCUACAGUUUGACGGCAUCCACGUAGUGAGCGGUUCGUUGGACACAUCGAUUCGGGUAUGGGAUGUAGAGACGGGAAACUGCAUUCACACGCUCACAGGGCAUCAGUCUCUCACCAGCGGGAUGGAGCUUAAAGAUAACAUCCUGGUCUCUGGAAAUGCAGACUCCACGGUCAAGAUCUGGGACAUCAAGACCGGCCAGUGCCUACAGACACUGCAAGGUCCCCACAAGCACCAGAGCGCAGUAACGUGCCUGCAAUUCAACAAGAAUUUUGUCAUCACCAGCUCCGACGACGGUACGGUGAAGCUGUGGGACCUACGGACGGGCGAGUUCAUCCGUAACCUGGUAACGCUGGAGAGCGGGGGCAGCGGAGGGGUGGUCUGGCGGAUCCGCGCCUCCAACACCAAACUCGUCUGCGCGGUGGGCAGCCGCAACGGCACGGAGGAAACCAAGCUUCUGGUGCUGGACUUCGAUGUGGACAUGAAGUGAGCCAAGCGGCGGGGUUGAACUUAGGGGACUUGUUUGGAAACUGGGAGGGGGGAGAAGCAACCUGCCCUGGGCCUCUUCACCUGAGCUCCAGGCCAGGACCGUUUGUUCAUGGCAUCUCCACCUCCUUGAUAAGUUGCCGCCAACAACAUUCUCUCCCUGUCGUGCCAUGAUCUCGGCUCACUCCCGACGACUGCCGCCACAGUUCUGUUCACCUUCCGAAGGGGGUGGGGGGGCGGACGCUCAAGCAACGCAGCAUUUUGGGAAAAGGGAGGAAACUAAUGAGAAGGAAGACCUACUUCUUGGAUUCUCACGUUUUCUACCGCUCAAGGCAACAUUGCACAGAGACUUGUUCACUCAAGCCUGACUGAAAUUCACACCCAUAUGUACAAACAUGUUUUUUUUAUCAAAGCAAGUCAACACUGUAUACAUGAGAUCCUAUUGCAUCAACAUGGACAUGGAGUGAAUAGUAGUGUAUACAAGUACAGAAAUUUUAAGAAUUCAAAAGCUUUGUACUGUGGGGUGAUUUAGAGAAAGUCAAAGGAAGCCAAUUUUGUCAUCAACCUCAGCAUACGCCAAAUACGUCUUUCCUCCUCAUGCUUUUCUUAUGUAUUUUCUUUUAUUUUGGGGGGUUUUGUUGUUUUGCUUAGUUCCCCACAACUUCGCCUUUUGGUUAUCACAUCAACAGCUGUGAAUUACAGUUUUGUGCUUAUCAAGUUCAGCGUUUUUUUUUUUCUUUUCACUUCUGUCGACUGUUACAUACAACAGGUCUCAGUAUUAAGCUAAACCCACUCUGCUGUUUCACGUGUUUUGGGGUUUGUAAUUGUUUUCUCUGUUGUUGUUCAGUACUCCAUAAGCAGUGCCUCUCUGGAUCCCGAGUCGACCUGCUUUACGUUUUUCAACCAGUCUGGUCUCGCUAGUUCUUCAGUGCUGGUGCUCUGUGGCAAGUGGGAAUUGUUUUUCCCAUCAACUCCUGGGAAUAUGUCCCCCCACCUAAUCCCAGUACUGUCCAUCCCAGUGGCCAAACUGGAUUUUAUGCUGCUAGACACAUGGAUAAUAUGGUGGAACUUUAACUGGCUGUGACGUUUUAGUCCCAGACUAAAUUCUAAAAAAAAAUUACUUGUAGAGUUUGAACUUGUAAAAACGACCCGAACGAACAUACCAACAAAAGCAAGAUAUUGACAUAACAGCUUCUUUUUUUUGCCACUGAAACUUGAGCCAAAUGUGCCUCUACGAGGCGUAGAGGAGAGAGAGAGAUUGUCUUGCGAAGAGACGGGUUUGACUGCUAGACGAAACGGUGGACAAGUAGAAACUAUUUUGCGCGUGUGUUUGAAGGGGUGUGCGUGCGGGUGUGUGUUUGAGCAAAGUGUUCGCACAUUCCUUUGGGACAAAGCUCGGUCGGUCCGCUCUGUGUGGAAAUGUAUGCUUGGACAAAAAAACCGAAUACCGUUCUUGUUUUUAAUUAGUUAACGAGAUUGUUGGAACCGUUGUAAAGUUACAGAUGUAAAGAACAUUGUCAAGUUCGUGCAGAUUAAGGAUGUUCUUAGUGUACAGAAACAGACAUCCGAUUAGGUUUUAAGUGCUAGAGCUCGCCAUUGGUGAUGCUCUAUUGGUUUUUUUUGGAAUGGUAAAACAGCUUCAUCGAUAUACAGGACGUAACCGCAUCCGUAGCCAAACAAUUCGUCUCAUCCUCCAAGUCCCACAAACUCAAGCUGAACUGUGAAAGUGGUUUAACACUGUAUAUUAAAAGAUAAAACAAUCUUGUUCUUUCUCCUGUUUUGUUUUCCUGUUUAAUUUAUAAUCUGGUUUGAGAAAUCAGAUGUUGGCGCUGUUUUAUUUUUUCAGUUGAUGUAAACUGCCUGGCAUAACAGACAGAAAAAAGAAACCUUAAAGGGAUUGUGUAUUUGUUUGAUUCAUUUAGAAUUUUUAUUUUCUUAUAACUUAAGUGCAAUAAAAUGUGGGUUUUUCUUUUUCAUUUCAAGAUUUUUGGUUGUCUGUGUUCCUCACUGUGUGAAAGUCUCAUGUUGUCCAAUAAAGCUUCUACAGUUUAUUCUGCUUAAAAACCUU
Paramisgurnus dabryanus is the source of this 4844-nucleotide messenger RNA. It is a transcript of the gene fbxw7, whose product is annotated as F-box and WD repeat domain containing 7. Gene Ontology annotation, molecular function: ubiquitin binding. Gene Ontology annotation, biological process: proteasome-mediated ubiquitin-dependent protein catabolic process; ubiquitin recycling. Lineage: Eukaryota; Metazoa; Chordata; Actinopteri; Cypriniformes; Cobitidae. Gene Ontology annotation, cellular component: cytoplasm; nucleus. The record is from RefSeq and is a predicted model, not a curated record.